Pieris rapae (cabbage white) is the source of this 1577-nucleotide messenger RNA. Its product is annotated as protein ABHD11-like. The record is from RefSeq and is a predicted model, not a curated record. The transcript has 5 exons. Gene Ontology annotation, cellular component: mitochondrion. The annotation marks the transcript as partial. Lineage: Eukaryota; Metazoa; Arthropoda; Insecta; Lepidoptera; Pieridae.
UAAAGCCAAAACAAAUUAAAUAAAUAUAAAGUAAAUUAAUGGCACUUGCAUCAAUUUUACGUCGAUCACAUAUUAUUCUAGACAACGCACACGCCGUAAGAACAGUCGCAAAUUUGUCGUAUAAAAUAUUCGGAGAAAGCGACGUAGAUCCUGAUAUCCCACCAAUAUUUCUAUUUCACGGUCUCUUAGGAACGAAAAAGCAUUGGGAGAGCUUUGGAAAAACUAUGAUGAAUAUGACUCAACGGAUUGUGGUGGCUGUCGAUUUGAGAAAUCACGGUGACAGCCCUCAUGUGAACUCCCACAAGUACGAUGAUAUGGCGAGGGAUAUCCUAAAGUUGUUCUCGAAAUUAUCAAUUGAAAGGGCUAGUGUUGUGGGACAUGGCAUGGGUGGAAGGGCUUCUAUGUAUGUUGCUUUGAUGGCGCCAGAGAAGAUAUCGGCACUGUUAGUGGUAGACAUUUCACCAGUUUCGACUUGUGUUGACCUGAGAGAGCAGUUCCCAAAAAUCAUGUCUAUGAUGAAAGACAUCAGUUUUAAAGAUCAAAAGAAGGUUAAGAUCGCUCAAAGAGAAGCUAAAAAAAAAUUAAAAACCUUGAUAAGUGAUGAGAUUUUACUAAAAGCCAUUUUGUCUAAUGUAACAAUGAAGUCUACUGGUUUCAUCGGCUGCUUCAAAUUUUGCCGUCGACAAAAUCGACAUCGAAUGUCAUAUUUAACGAAAAUUAUAACCAUUUUGCCCUAUAAACAUUCAUUUUACAAUUAUGUUCAUUCAAGAACUGCCGUUGACCUGGUGUAUAAAGUUCACGGAAACGAAAAUUAUAACAACGCACCGGUAAUCGUUAUUCAUGGAUUGUUAGGAAUGAAAAAGAAUUGGGAAAGUGUUUCUAAAAAGAUCAAUGAAAAUACAAGUAAAACUGUUAUUACGGUCGAUGUAAGGAAUCACGGAGAGAGUCCUCAUACUUCCUCGCAUACGUAUCACGAAUUAGCGUCGGAUAUAUCUCAACUUAUAAGUAAAUUAUCGCUGAAAACUUCGCACAUCAUCGGUCAUAGUAUGGGCGGCAGAACCGGUAUGGUUUUGGCCUUGACCGAGCCCUCAAAAAUAGAAAGUUUAAUAGUUGUCGACAUAUCUCCUGUGUCAACAGCUGGUAUACUGAAUGAUUUCUUUCCCAAAUUAAUAAAAGCGAUGAGAACUACGAAUUUCGAAGGAGCCGACAAUAUCAGCAAGGCGAGGAGUAUAGCGAGAGAUCACCUUGCAUCGUCGGGUCUUGUCAAACCCGAGUCUAGUGGAUUUAUUCUCAUGAAUAUUGGUCCCGUGAAAGGUGGAUCGUAUGGGUGGAUAUGUAACUUGGACACACUUAUAAAACAUUUUAUUGAUAUAGCAACAUUUCCGAGCAAUCUGAAUGGGAAACAGUAUUCUGGUAAAACUUUAUUCAUUGGUGGAGAUGAAUCUAAUUAUAUUCCACCAGGAGAUUUAAAUGGGAUAAAGCAAUAUUUUCCGAAAGCCGAACUGGAGUAUGUAAAAGGGGUGGGACAUAACGUACACGCUGAAGAUCCAAGUACUUUUUUGAAAAUUGUAACUAAA